UGUGCCAUAAAUGUCGCGUGUCAUGCCACGGGAACUAGCCGAUAGGUCGGCGCCACGGUACUGACGUCCGGUAUACUAGUCCACAUUUUUGGCGGCAGCCGCCCAGUCUAAGGUCCAAUCCCCGAACCGAACGGUCGUCCGAAAUACUUAGCGAACGAGUGGUUAGCAGUUCAGUAGAGCGGUAAAAUGGACGCGCGCUUUAGAAGCAAUCUCGAUAUGAUAGGGCGCAACGAGCCCAUCACAAGGAAGGCUAAGUUCUGGCAAAGUUAUGUCCGAGCCUUAAAAGGCACCGAUGAUAUCAGAGCCCCCGAACACACGCACAGACCGCGAGGCAUUUUCCGCUCGGAUUAUCCUGAGCUGCAUUCCGGCCUCUCGUGGCCAUUCGGAAAAUCCAUCUUCGAAAACCCAAUUCACGCCGCUGAUCGCAUCAACGUUCCUGGUUACAGAUAUCUGCCUAUUGCCACGAGCGAAUUUUUGUUUCAUUGCCAUAAAUAUCACGAUACAGCGAAACCGUUCGACCCUGAACAAGCUUGGGCCGAUCAUCUGAACCGCUUGGCACACAUCGACAAAAUGUAUCCGAGCAAAUCGCCUUUGCUGGCUCGGCAUAUAAGCCCGCCACUCAGUACGAAACGAUUGUUCGAUAUUCACGGUGAGUACUGCUCGUCUUCCUUGUUUUUACUCCCGGACAUUCGAUCUACUCGAGAAUUAAUUAUAAAUCGGGUAGAUCGGAGAAUAAGAAAAAAGGACUUAUUGCUGAACGUGAAUGAUGUGCAUCUAGAAUAUGUCUGUUGUAUUUCAGGAGCGUUAUACUACUAUUAUUCGCAGCCAGUUCCACGAUUUCACUUUACCACCCCGUGGUACAAUAAACGUACCACGUAUUAAGAAAAAAACUCACGCCUACUGAUGACUGUGUCCGCCCCGCAUGGAACGCGUGAUACGAAAAAAACCGACGAAAGCUACCGAGCAAACUCACGGAAAAAUAUAGAAAAAAAUGGAUAUGAAAAACGAUCGUUCGCGUCGUCCCCUGAGCAAUUCGAUACCUAUCGCCUGAUUAUUUUAUUUCUCGCAACAGCGCGUAUCAUCGUCCACGGAGUUUUAUUUAUUAACGUUUCUCGCCACCAUGUUUUAUUGUACUAUUCGUUCGUGGUGUCUACGAAUAAAAUAAAACACUGCCCAAAUUUUAA
Messenger RNA from Ceratina calcarata, 1184 nucleotides. It is a transcript of the gene Mf, whose product is annotated as myofilin. The record is from RefSeq and is a predicted model, not a curated record. NCBI's taxonomy places the organism in Eukaryota, Metazoa, Arthropoda, Insecta, Hymenoptera, Apidae. Bases 187 to 882 code for a protein of 231 amino acids. The transcript is spliced from 7 exons.